This is a messenger RNA of Alternaria rosae, 2068 nucleotides long. RefSeq names its product MFS allantoate transporter-like protein. The record is from RefSeq and is a predicted model, not a curated record. Gene Ontology annotation, biological process: transmembrane transport. Gene Ontology annotation, molecular function: transmembrane transporter activity. The transcript is spliced from 5 exons. Gene Ontology annotation, cellular component: membrane. Bases 1 to 1611 code for a protein of 536 amino acids. Lineage: Eukaryota; Fungi; Ascomycota; Dothideomycetes; Pleosporales; Pleosporaceae.
AUGACCACAACACAUUCUGAAGCCCCUAAAGAGGAUGCCAUCACCCAUAUCGAGUACUCUUCAUCUCCAUCUGCACACAAAGUUGAGAAGGCGGACGCGGCGGCCAAGUUCUUGGCCAACGCCCAUGUCGAUGAUGCGUCGUUCUCAUAUGAAGAAGAGCGCGCUGUCCUCAAGCGCGUAGACUAUCGCGUUCUUCCUCUUUUGCUAGGAGCUUACUUCUUCCAGCAGCUUGACAAAUCCUCUUUGUCCUACGUCUCCAUCUUCGGUCUUCAAGCAGAUGCCAGACUAGUAGGACGUCAAUACUCAUGGCUUGGCUCUAUUCUAUACCUUGCCCAACUGGUCAUGCAGCCGCUCGCAGCCUUCCUUCUGGUCAAAUUGCCCACGGGAAAAGUUAUCGGAACAGCCAUCUUCCUCUGGGGUAGUAGUCUAGCUAUCAUGGCCGCCUGUACAGACUUCAAAAGCCUCCUUGGUCUGCGAUUCGUAUUGGGGUCCUUCGAGGCCAUGAUCGCACCGGCAUGUGUGGCAACUACAACGAUGUGGUGGCGCCGGUCCGAGCAGACCCUUCGGACUGGAUACUGGAACGCUAUGAAUGGUGUCACAUUCAUUGUUGGGUCACUAUUCACCUACGGCUUAGGACACAUUAACAGCGAAUCGCUGUACAAGUACCAGAUCAUCUUCAUGUUCUGCGGUCUUCUGACUGUCUUAUAUGCAUUCGUCGUCCUCGUCCUAAUGCCGGAUAGCCCGAUGAAAGCCAAAUACCUGACCGAGCGAGAAAGGUUCAUCGCAGUCGAGCGUCUGCGGGCUAAUCAGAUGGGCAUCCAGUCAGGAGAAUGGAAGUGGGAUCAGGUCUGGGAGACGUUUAUUGACCUUAAGACCUGGUGCUGGUUCAUUGCCAUCAUCGCAAUAUCCAUAGCGAGUGGCGGAAUCUCUACUUUCGGCAACCUUAUCAUCCGCGACUUCGGCUACAGCAACUUCCAAUCUAUCCUUUUCAACAUACCCUUUGGUGUCAUUCAGAUCGUCUGCAUUCUGGGUUCUUCCUGGGGUGCAACGCGCUGGAGUCGCAAAGGUCUUGCCAUCGCCCUCGUCGCCAUCCUUCCUAUCAUUGGCACAAUCAUGAUGUUGACCGUGCCGCGCCAGCAUAAAGGCGUUCUGCUCUUUGGCUACUACCUUGUAUCAUGCCUCGCCGCUAUUACACCUUUAAUAUACACUUGGCAUGUUCAAAACACUGCCGGUGACACAAAGAAGAAGUGUACGUCGGCUAUGGUGUUCAUUGGGAUGUGCACCGGCAACGUCAUUGGCCCGCUGCUAUACUCGGUGGACGACGCGCCUCUUUACCGGCCAGGCCUUAUCUCCAACUUGGUCAUGUUCACGCUCGUAGCUAUCAUCGCGCUCUUAAUACCCAUAUACCUAGCACUGUUGAAUAAGAGGCACGCAAAGCGCAGAGAAGAAGUGGGUAAGAGCGCAGUCAGAAUUGACGAAAGUAUGUUGAAGAAGAAAGAAAUGACACAAAAGGGCGUGGAGAUCGAGGCACAAGAUCAGAGACAGGAGCAAGACAACGGCUUUUCUGACCUAACGGAUAUGAAAAACGAAGACUUCAUUUACGUGUAUUAGGACCGGGCAAGGAGGAGAGCGCAAACCACAUGGCUGCUACACGUGGGUGGCCAGCACCUAAAGGGUAGCUGACAAUAAGGUUGAAACUACAUAUUUACGUAGCGCACCGUCUUUCCCCGCGCAGCUUAGCGGCCGUCCGAGUGAAAGUAGCCAAUUCCGAUGCCCUACUAUUCCGAUGCCCUACUAUUCCGGUGCUAAGGUUGUGAUGAGACCAUGCGUGCCAACAACCACGGGGUUUGCCGUGACAGUGCCGAGCGGCGCGUUGGGGGAUAUCGGCGCCCACAGACCAGCAUUACCUAAGCCAUUCCGGUCCUGGAACCCACUACGGGGUCUGCCUUGGCCCUUUGCAGGACGCCGCGCAUCAGGCCGCCGAUGUUGCACCAACUGCCUGGUCCCAUCUCUUCGUGCUUCCCGCUCGUCUCGCGACGAUCCGAUCGCCAUCACUUAGAGUUGAACU